Molecule: messenger RNA, 484 nt
Organism: Pongo pygmaeus (Bornean orangutan)
Lineage: Eukaryota; Metazoa; Chordata; Mammalia; Primates; Hominidae
Product: cyclin-Y-like protein 1B
Exons: 3
Coding region: 173-448 (91 amino acids)
Source: RefSeq, a predicted model, not a curated record
CAACGGACCACAAGAAAAACAGCCUGGAUCCUGAGCAUUCAGCUUCUGUCUUUAUACAACAGACACCGCCUGAAUCCCAUGAAAGCCUGUGUUGUUUCCCGAAAUCCACCAUCAAGAUAAAUUCCAGAGCAGCCUCUCAAAAUUGCCUAAACGAGAUGAGACAAGGAGCAAGAUGGAGAAGUGUUUCUUGGAGCUACUUGAGUUUAAUAUUCAUGUGUCUGCCAGUGUUUAUGCAAAAUAUUACUUUGACCUGCAUCAUUUGAUCUUGGCAAAUGACCAUGGUGUGUAUUUUCUGUUUCAUCUUCUUCACAAAGAUAAAGCACAGAAACUGAAGGCUAUGUCAUGGCCGUGUGAAUACAAAGACUUGCAUCAAGAUGCCGCUGCUACGAAAAGGGCUAUCAGCAUGAAUUUCAUUGGUAUUCGGUGCACUAAUGCCAUCUUAUCUUAAAGAGAGAAAUUAGCCUUAUAAGAUCCUGAACUUCUC